Aphanomyces astaci is the source of this 915-nucleotide messenger RNA. RefSeq lists its product as hypothetical. The coding region runs from base 45 to 737 and encodes 230 amino acids. Lineage: Eukaryota; Oomycota; Saprolegniomycetes; Saprolegniales; Verrucalvaceae. The record is from RefSeq and is a predicted model, not a curated record. The transcript has 3 exons.
CAGUGUGUGUUUGGAGAACUUCUUGUCACAGGCUACUUGGCGCCAUGGACAGCGACUUCGACAUGGACGAGUCGGACCUCUUGUUUGGUAACAACGAGGACUCGCACUCUAACGACGACGACCGAACGGCUGACGAAGAUGGGACCGCCAGUGGCUCCGACUUGGACGACGACAUCAUGCAACAGUUGCCGUCGCGCCCCACCGUGAAACCGAUGGCUGGGCUCGCGAUUCCCACCGGUCCAGCAGUUCACACGGCAGCGCCGGCGCUCAUGCGUAGCCGUUCGAUGCCCAACACGGCCAACUUUAUGUCGUCCAACGAGCAAAAGUGGCGUGCCAAGUACCUGAGCGCAUUGAAACUCCCGUCGACGGCGGUGACAGUAGCUGUCGACGAGAAGACUGCCGCCCUGCCGUCGCCGUCCGUGCUGAACAACAUUCCACGCCAUUCCAAAGCUAGUAGCGCCUUGAGCCCUUCGGUUCGCAGUGUCCGAACUCGCAAAAUGUCAUCCGAGCCGAUCGGCAUCCCUGCACAGCAGCUGUCGCAAAGUCUAUCGAAUGUCCAGCACCUGGACUGGCGGCGACUCGAGUCGUCGGAACGGUACCAGCGCAACUUGAACCAGUACGAACUCGACGAUCACCGCGGUAACUACGAGUUUGUUCCGCCGCAUCAAAUGGUCCAGCGAGACUGCUUUUCGCUGGGCAUGAAGCAUCAUUUCAAGCCCAAGCAGGGUCACAUUUAGGAACCCGUUGCCUCAACCUGUGUGUGCCGAUAGAAGACGCCAUGGAACGAGCGAGCAAUGUCGAAGGAUGCCAUCUAGACUAAGUUAACAUGUUGGUGUGAAGUGUCUGUUCUGCCGCGGCCAGUUAGCGUCUCUUUCUCGGUCGUGGACAGUCACCCUGAGUCGAAACUUUCACCUG